AUGAAAAAGAAACCAACCCAAAACGAUGGGACUGGCGACGAAGAUGACGAAGAUGAACCUGGCGUCGUUCAUAUCGAGGAUUUCCCACCAGGGUAUCCUCGCUUUUCUGCACUACUAGCCUCCGACAAGGUAUUUCAAGUUUGGCGCCGUUUCUCCAUCUUGCGGACGCGCCUGCUUCUGCUUAAGCAGGAUGAGCUUUCGCAGCUGGAGGAGCAACUGGAGAACAUAGAUGCUCAGGAUGAAGAUGAAAAUCCUUUAUAUCUAGCGAGCCGUCGAUCGGAUCUUAAUGAAAAAAGAAAAACAGUCCUCAAUAAGAUCGAUGAUGCAUUGAAAGACUAUGACUCUUUUUUAGAGAGAAACCAGCGAGCUUUGAACCUCGAGACUUCUUCGGAUCGCGCUAUUUCAAAUCUAAAAUAUUGGGAUGAGGCUAACGGCGAACUGACACGGGAAGAAACAAAAUACAUGAAACGCACAAGAGAUCUUUUCUGCCUUUUGGGGAACAGUACGUGGUCGGACAGGCUGAUAAGACUAGUUGGCCGACGCUUCAUGGAUGAUACAUUCACGAAAGACGCAGACGUGAACAUUCCUCCGGAACCAGUGAGGCGGACGUUACUGGUUCUUCAGGCAGCUGUCAUGGCAGCGCUCCUUUUUACUCCGGUUAUUAUCUGCAAUUUCGUGAAUGAGUUGACAAACAGAAUGAUCAUUAUUGUUGCCACCACGGCUAUUUUUAUUGCGGCCUUGUCUUUUCUCUCUCGAAUGAGGACUGUCGAUUUGGUUAUAGCCGGCACCACAUACGCCACCGUCCUUGUCGUCUUUAUUUCAGGCACAAAUGGGCUAGGCAAUUAA
Molecule: messenger RNA, 846 nt
Organism: Trichoderma virens Gv29-8
Lineage: Eukaryota; Fungi; Ascomycota; Sordariomycetes; Hypocreales; Hypocreaceae
Exons: 4
Coding region: 1-846 (281 amino acids)
Source: RefSeq, a predicted model, not a curated record